AUGGAUCAUAUGAAAGAAAAAGAUGGAAACACAAUACGUAUUAAAAUAUUGUGUCUUGGUCCAUCAAAGAGUGGUAAAAGUACUAUAUCAAAUUAUUUAGCUGAAUCUAUAGAAUUAAGAUCAUUAGAAUACCAUCCAACACAAGGUACUAGAAUUGUUGAAUUUGAAAGUAGUAAUUUAAAAUUAAAUGACCAAUUAAUUGAAGCUGAAGUAGAGUUGUGGGAUUGUAGUGGAGAUCCUCAAUUUAAACGUUGUUGGCCUAUUAUAAAAAAAGGAGCUCAUGGUAUUAUGUUUGUAUGUAAUCCAGAAAAUGACAAAGGAUCAGAUUUGGUUGAUUGGUAUAAUGAUUUUGUAAAACCAUUGGAUAUGAAUUUAAACAGUAUUAUUGUAUUUCUUCAUCAUACAAGUGAUAAUACUAAUGAUAGUGCAGUUGCAGCAUUUCAAUUACCAAAACAAUUAUCUGGAGUUACCGUUAUGCCAACUAAUAUAGAUAAUGAAGGAGAAAAUUUACGUUAUGCAUUUAAUAAUUUUCUUUGUAAUAUUAUAACAAGUAUUCAAAAUAAUCCAAUACCAAUUGAUGAUGAUGAUAUGGAAUACAAUGAAGAUAUAUCUGUUGAGGAAAAUGAAAGUGAUGAAUAUAAUGAAAGUAUGCCUGAUACCGAAAAUAAGACAAAUAUUUAG
Molecule: messenger RNA, 681 nt
Organism: Strongyloides ratti
Lineage: Eukaryota; Metazoa; Nematoda; Chromadorea; Rhabditida; Strongyloididae
Product: Intraflagellar transport protein 22 homolog
Exons: 4
Coding region: 1-681 (226 amino acids)
Biological process (GO): intracellular protein transport
Cellular component (GO): endomembrane system
Molecular function (GO): GTPase activity
Source: RefSeq, a predicted model, not a curated record